AUGACUUGGGUACCUGCUAAUUAUGAUAGUAAUUGUACGCAAAAUUCGAAAACGCUGUCGCUAUUGUGCUUUCUCGUGCAAUAUUUUGGAGAAUCACACGACAGUAUGCUGACGAAAAUCAAUAAUGAUCAUUGUACAAAUGAAGUCGACUAUGAUUUCAUUAUUGUGGGAGCUGGGAGUGCCGGCUGUGUUGUUGCCAAUCGGCUAAGCGAGGAAUUUCAUUGGAAGAUAUUGCUGCUGGAAGCUGGUGAUGAAGAACCGCUUGUGGCUGAGGUGCCAAGGCUCUACCCAAUUUUAUGGAAUUCUAAUAUUGAUUAUGCUUAUCGAACAAAUGAUACGAAAGCUGAAAUUUAUUCGCGGGGCAAAGUUAUGGGUGGCUCUAGCACUAUCAACGGUAUGGUCUAUGCGCGAGGCAACAAGGUCGACUACGACGACUGGGCGAGAAUGGGAAACGACGGCUGGAGUUGGGACGAUGUGUUACCUUACUUUAUAAAGUCAGAGGAUGCGAGAGAUCCACAGAUUCUCGCCAAUUAUUCCCGUUACCAUGGUACUGGCGGGUAUUUAACUGUGGAGGAAUUACCGGAAGAAGAUAAAAAUACGCCGAUUUUGUUGAGAGCAUUUAAUGAAAUAAGCCUGAAUGAAACAGACUAUAACAAAGGUGAUCAACGCGGUGUAGCUCGAAUGCAGUUCACCAAUGUUCAUGGAACUCGACUAAGUUCCAAUGGUGCCUUCGUUAGACCCAUUCGAGGGCAACGACCAAAUCUGGUUGUAAGACCGAAUGCUCGUGUGACAAGGAUCAUGAUAGAUCUUGAGUCGAAAUGCGCAACCGGAAUUGAGUAUGAAAUCGGCAUGAAAAAUAAGAUUGUUACAAAACAGGCUUUUGCCAAAAAAGAAGUUGUUGUCUCAGCUGGUUUCAUAGAGUCGCCGAGACUACUAAUGUUAUCCGGCAUUGGUCCUAAAAAGGAUUUACAGCAGCUAAACAUAACAGUGGUGAAGGAUUUGCCUGUAGGUCGCAAUCUUCGCGAUCACUUCAUGGUGCCAAUGACACUACUUUCGUCGAACAGUGAAGUCCCAAUGAGUGAUGAAAUGGUAAAGAGUAAUCUUUUCAAAUGGCUCAAUACUCACGAGGGUCCAAUGUCGGCAAGAGGAAGCAUAAAUAUUAAAGCGUUUUACCAAAGUGAAUUUGAGAAACGUCCAGGAGCCGUUGACAUUCAUUACGGUCUAUCGGGCGGAACCAUUGACCAAUCUCUUGGAAAUAUAACCAUCUUUACGACUCUCGUGGCACCUAGAAGCAGCGGCUUCAUUAAGCUCAACAGCCUCGACCCACUUAGAGUCCAGCCAGAUAUCAGACUAAAUAGUCUUUCUGAUCCGCAAGAUAUUGAAGUGCUAGUCGAAGGUUUGAAGUUUGCGCGUAAACUUGCAAACACUACCACUUUAAGAAAUGCAGGUUUGGAAUUACCUAAAGCUCCAACUGCUGGCUGCGAAAAUUUCGAUACUCGGAGUGAUGACUACAUUCGCUGUUUUAUUAAAAAUAAUGUACGGAGCCAUAGCCACGGAGCAGGAACUUGUAAGAUGGGACUUGCGAGUGACGCUAGUGCAGUGGUCAGUCCGCAAUUGAAAGUUCACGGUAUCCGACGACUGAGGGUGAUAGAUGCGUCUAUCAUGCCCCAAGUAGUCGCCGGUAACACCAAUGCACCGACAAUCAUGAUUGGUGAGAAAGGUAGUGACAUGAUCAAAAAGGAUUGGCUAUGA
This is a messenger RNA of Phymastichus coffea, 1752 nucleotides long. Its product is annotated as glucose dehydrogenase [FAD, quinone]-like. NCBI's taxonomy places the organism in Eukaryota, Metazoa, Arthropoda, Insecta, Hymenoptera, Eulophidae. The transcript is spliced from 3 exons. The coding region runs from base 1 to 1752 and encodes 583 amino acids. The record is from RefSeq and is a predicted model, not a curated record. Gene Ontology annotation, molecular function: flavin adenine dinucleotide binding; oxidoreductase activity, acting on CH-OH group of donors.